ACAAUAUAGUAUGGGCUCAAAUGAAUUCUUCUUAUCGGAGUUAUCGACAUCUACUAAAGAAAAGGUAUUUUGAACCUUAUGAUAACCCUGAAAUUGCUCGAGCCAAUAUACCAUUGAAAAUGGAAAAAGAGGAUUGGGAUUACCUUGUGAAUCUUUGGAUUGAUGAAGGCUGGCAGAAAAUAAGUCAACAAAAUAAGAUGAGUCGAGCUGCAAAUAGCAUUAUCCAUACCACUGGUGCUAAGGGAGCCCAACAAAGAGCUGAAGAGGCGUUUGAGCAAACAGGACAAGAAAUUGACCGUCUUCGUCUUUGGGAGCUUACGCAUACCCGUGCUAAUGGACAAGCUUGCAAUGAAGAAACUCAAGAAAAACUUGUUGAUUUGAUCCUUUUUAGGAUUUACUUAAGGAAUUAUCAUCUCAAGUAAAUGAAGGAACAUUAGAGAUGAAUGAACAUGAGGUGAUGGUAGAAGUAUUUGGACCUGAACGACAUGGACGAGUUCGUGGUUAUGGGGCUGGCGUGACACCUACACAGUUAUGGGGUCCUAGAUCAUUCAUAUUUUCUGAUCUCCAAACAAAACUUCAAUGUGCAGAAAAAAAUAUGAAGACUCUAAAAUAGAGGUGGAAGAUUUAAAGAAAAAGGUAGAUCAUAUGACAGGAAUACUUGAGCAACUAUUGGAUGGAAGGUUGCCUAUAACUCAAAGUGAUAACAAUCCUACUUCACUUGAUUAAUGCUCAAGACUUUGAUGAGUUUAUGUGUGAUUCAUAUAGCACUAUACAAAAAAGAACAUUAAUAUGAUAUUGAGUAUUGGUUUUGGUACUUGGUGUUAAUUGUUGUUGAUAUACUUGUCAAAUGCUAAAUAAGGAAUGCUAUUUGUACUAGUUUUGAAUCAUGAUCAAUGAUCAAAAUUGCAAAGUUCUUGUUUGAUUUUA
This is a messenger RNA of Arachis ipaensis, 927 nucleotides long. The record is from RefSeq and is a predicted model, not a curated record. NCBI's taxonomy places the organism in Eukaryota, Viridiplantae, Streptophyta, Magnoliopsida, Fabales, Fabaceae.